Molecule: messenger RNA, 1823 nt
Organism: Sturnus vulgaris (Common starling)
Lineage: Eukaryota; Metazoa; Chordata; Aves; Passeriformes; Sturnidae
Product: alpha-N-acetylneuraminate alpha-2,8-sialyltransferase ST8SIA3
Biological process (GO): N-glycan processing; oligosaccharide metabolic process
Molecular function (GO): alpha-N-acetylneuraminate alpha-2,8-sialyltransferase activity
Source: RefSeq, a predicted model, not a curated record
AUGUGUGUACACGUCUCGGUACCUGUGCCCACCUCCAGGUCUCAGUUUGCACUGAAGUUCCUGGACCCCUCCUUCGUGCCCAUCACCAACUCCCUGGGCCAAGAGCUGCAGGACAAGCCUUCCAAGUGGGUGUUCAACCGGAGCGCCUUCGCCCACCAGAGGCAAGAAAUCCUUCAGCAUGUCGAUGUCAUCAAGAACUUUUCUCUGACCAAGAGCAGCGUUCGGAUCGGGCAGCUGAUGCACUACGACUAUUCCAGUCAUAAGUACGUUUUCUCCAUCAGCAACAACUUCAGGUCUCUGCUUCCUGACGUGUCUCCCAUCCUGAACAAGCACUACAACAUCUGUGCCGUGGUGGGCAACAGCGGGAUCCUGACCGGGAGCCAGUGUGGGCAGGAAAUUGAUAAAUCGGAUUUUGUCUUUCGGUGCAAUUUUGCUCCAACUGAGGCUUUCCAGAAAGAUGUUGGAAAGAAAACCAACCUUACCACCUUCAACCCCAGCAUCCUGGAGAAGUAUUACAACAACCUCUUGACCAUUCAGGAUCGCAACAACUUCUUUUUAAGUUUGAAAAAGCUCGAUGGGGCCAUUCUUUGGAUCCCCGCUUUUUUUUUCCACACCUCAGCGACAGUCACGAGAACACUGGUUGAUUUCUUUGUUGAGCACAGAGGGCAGCUGAAGGUCCAGUUGGCAUGGCCAGGAAAUAUCAUGCAGCACGUUAACAGGUACUGGAGGAACAAGCACCUGUCCCCGAAGAGGCUGAGCACAGGGAUCCUCAUGUACACCCUGGCCUCGGCCAUAUGUGACGAGAUCCACCUGUACGGAUUCUGGCCCUUCGGCUUCGACCCCAACACGCGGGAGGACCUCCCGUACCACUACUACGACAAGAAGGGAACCAAGUUCACCACCAAGUGGCAGGAGUCCCACCAGCUGCCUGCAGAGUUCCAGCUGCUCUACAGGAUGCACGGUGAAGGACUGGCCAAACUCACCUUGUCGCAUUGUGCCUAAGAACCUAAAUCUCAAAGUGCCAAACAAUUGUCUAAAAAAAGUGCCCAAAACCAAAUUAUACAUUCUUCAGAUAGAAUUCUAAAAAAGGAAACAAACCCACCCUAAAAUCUUUUCCAUAAUUUAAAGAUGCUUUUUAGCUACUGCUCAUCCAAGGGUUUCAGCAUAUUUAGCAGUGCAGAAGCUUUUAUCAUAUCCUGUGGAUGCGAUUUGUGCAGCUGCAAUGUUGAAACAUUUUGCAUUUCUAGAUAAGCCACUCAGUAUGUUUAAAUACCUGUUCAUAUUUUAGCGUUCUACUAAAUGCCCUAAAUCUCUUCAUUUUGUUGUUCCUUCCCAUUGGGCCUAGAAAUGCUACUUUUAAAAGGUUUUGCUUCUUUUGUAUCUGUUGCUGUCCAUAGCUCAGCGUUGCCAUGGCCAAUGGAGGAGUCCACGCUGAAUUCCAGUGCAUCGUCCCACACCAGUUCCUCAGUGUGGAUCCUCAUUUCCACUGCUUGGGUAUUUUCGUAUUUACUGAAUUUUACCUUUUUUUAAGAAUAACAAGAAGAAGCUCACAAAGUGGCUCAUACCUUACUUAGCUAGGUGUUUAUAUCACUCUUGGAAUACUUCAGUGUUUUAACUCCAUUCAGGACAGAUCCUAGUCCAGACCAGACAGGAGGAAGCAUGUUCAUUCCCAUCCAUCUGAUACUAUUGUGUCAUUUGAUUUCAAAGUUAAACCAACACAAUAAAAGGAAUUUGGCUUCUCUGGAGACAUAUUGGGUGAGAAAAGACACAAACUCCGUCCUCCCUCUGCUUGGGCAGAGACUGGCAUGAUGGGCAAAAAUGCA